AUGGCUUUCAAAAAUGCGGCUUUCCUCCUCUUGAUGACCACAAUGUGCCUCAUAAUGAGUGCAGACAAUGCAAUUGCCAAUGCGAGGAACAUGGCUGCUGUGGGGAUCAAAACCGGCAGCCAAGGCGGUGAAGGCGGCAGCGGUGGCCAAGGGGGCUUAGGGGAGUGCUGGAAUGCGCUUGUGGAGCUGAAAUCAUGUUCAAAUGAAGUGGUUCUGUUUUUCCUCAACGGGCAGGCUGAUAUUGGGACUGACUGUUGCAAAGCCAUUGCCACAAUCACGCACCACUGCUGGCCUGCCAUGCUGACGUCGCUUGGCUUCACGGCGGAGGAGGGUAACAUUUUGCGAGGCUACUGUGAUGCCGCUUCCGCUGCUGGUUCUACUGAUAAUGCUUCUUCCUCCGCCCCGGCUUCGCCUCCACGUGCUGCUGCUUCCUCCCCCGCUACCCCAGCCAUUUAA
Molecule: messenger RNA, 456 nt
Organism: Prunus dulcis (almond)
Lineage: Eukaryota; Viridiplantae; Streptophyta; Magnoliopsida; Rosales; Rosaceae
Product: egg cell-secreted protein 1.2-like
Exons: 1
Coding region: 1-456 (151 amino acids)
Biological process (GO): double fertilization forming a zygote and endosperm
Source: RefSeq, a predicted model, not a curated record